CACACACCUCUCUCACUUCACAAUGUCUGGUUUCGAAGCUGGCGAUGCUAAGAAGGGUGCCAACCUCUUCAAGACAAGAUGCGCUCAGUGCCACACCCUAAAAGAGGGUGAGGGCAACAAGAUUGGCCCUAACCUACACGGUCUCUUUGGUCGCAAGACUGGCCAGGUGGAGGGUUUCUCGUACACGGACGCGAACAAGCAGAAGGGCAUCACAUGGGACAACGACACUCUGUUCUCCUACCUCGAGAACCCAAAGAAGUACAUCCCCGGCACGAAGAUGGCCUUCGGCGGUCUUAAGAAGCCAAAGGACCGCAACGACCUGAUCACCUUCCUCUCGGAGGAGACCAAGUAAAUAUCAACACCAUCAAAACACUCUUCAAAAACACCAUCAACCACCCAACAAUCUUCUCAUACUCGCCAUCAACCUUUCUCUCCCAUCCGGACAAUGUAACACCAGGCAUGCUUCGAUAGACUUCUAUAAUCGGCUGUUCUUCGAAAGGUUCUCUGCGUGCUUCUUCGAGUGUACAAAUACUUUUUGUGUAGCAUCAACGGCGGGUUUUCGUAGACUUGUGGCGGCGUCGACAUCAACUAGGGGCAAGCAGCAGAAUUCCGAAAUACCA
This is a messenger RNA of Mytilinidion resinicola, 620 nucleotides long. RefSeq names its product cytochrome c. Gene Ontology annotation, cellular component: mitochondrial intermembrane space. Gene Ontology annotation, molecular function: heme binding; electron transfer activity. NCBI's taxonomy places the organism in Eukaryota, Fungi, Ascomycota, Dothideomycetes, Mytilinidiales, Mytilinidiaceae. Gene Ontology annotation, biological process: mitochondrial electron transport, cytochrome c to oxygen; mitochondrial electron transport, ubiquinol to cytochrome c. The transcript is spliced from 4 exons. The record is from RefSeq and is a predicted model, not a curated record. Bases 23 to 352 code for a protein of 109 amino acids.